Molecule: messenger RNA, 2514 nt
Organism: Limanda limanda (common dab)
Lineage: Eukaryota; Metazoa; Chordata; Actinopteri; Pleuronectiformes; Pleuronectidae
Gene: map3k2
Product: mitogen-activated protein kinase kinase kinase 2
Exons: 17
Coding region: 345-2282 (645 amino acids)
Biological process (GO): protein phosphorylation
Molecular function (GO): protein kinase activity; protein binding; ATP binding
Source: RefSeq, a predicted model, not a curated record
GCGAAGCUACCGUCCAAGCAGCGUGUGGAGUGGAACUAAAUGGAAGCUGCUCGGUAACUUUGCCCUCUCUCCGCGGCGCAGACACCGGGAGGGUUGCCUCGGACCCGCCGGCAUCUUGUCCGGGCCUCCGCCUCCAGAGAACCGCCGGGGUUCGGGCCUGACAGCCGCCGGGGCCUCGUCGCCGCGGCCCAGCACGACUCGAGUGAAGUUGUGAGCGAGCUGACAAACUUCUGCUUCCUGCAGCCAUCUCUCCCCGCAGGGCCCGGGGCUCCCGUCGCCGGCCCCCCCGUGGAUGAGGGGGUGAGCCCGGCCUGCAUCGCGCCCAGGAGAAAGGAAUCCCUUUGAUGGGAGAAUCCUCUUUCCUGGCCUCCUGGGUUAAUCGCCGUGCCAUGAUGAUGGAUGAGCAGGAGGCGCUGAAAUCAAUCAUGCAGGACUUGGCCGAACUGCACCGCUCUAGCCGUCCUGCCAUGUUCCUGUCGGACCUGGGCAAACCCAAAGCCUCCUCGCCCAAGAACCAGAACGAUGUCAGAGUGAAGUUCGAAUUCAAAGGGGAGAAGAGGAUUUUGCAGUUUCCUCGCCCUGUUAAGCUGGACGACCUGAGGUCUAAAGCCAAAGUGGCUUUCGGUCAGAUGAUGGACCUUCACUACACCAAUAAUGAGCUGGUGAUUCCACUGACAACUCAGGAUGACCUGGACAAGGCCGUGGAGCUGCUGGAUCGCAGCGUUCACAUGAAGAGCCUGAAGAUCCUCCUAGUGCUGCAGAUGUCCUCUCAGAACUCUUCCUCUAACAUGGACCUCCUGCCGUCGCACGAGGAGCUGGACAACACAGGAAUCAGGGCGUCUGACAAGAAGAGUAUGCUGGCGUUAAUAGGCUCCCAUUCGACGGAUCGCAGCUCUCCUCCUCCAGGAUACAUUCCCGACGCUCUCCAGCAGGUGGCGAGAAAUGGCUCCUUCACCAGCAUCAACAGCGAGGGAGAGUUCAUUCCUGAGAGCAUGGACCAGAUGUUGGACCCACUGUCCAUGAGCAGUCCAGAGAACUCAGCCUCUGGGAGUUGUCCUUCUUUGGACAGCCCACUGGACAGCGACUACCCAAAGUCCAGGAUGCCGAGAGCGCAGAGCUACCCAGACAACCACCAGGACUAUCCAGAGUACGACAUCCCAGUGUUUGAGAAGGUGGGGAAAGGGGGGACGUAUCCUCGGCGAUAUGGCAUUCCCUUUGGCCUGCAAGACUACAGUGAUGGGAGGAAGACCUUCCCCCGGGCUCGGCGAACACAGGUUCACGGCUUCCGCUCGCCGGUCAGCUUUAGUCCAACCGAGCAGUCGCCCAGCACCAGCAGCGGCAGCAGCGUCUUCACACCCGACCUGGAGGAGGCCCCGGGACCCACCAGAAGGCCGCGGAGGGGCAGCGACAUUGAGUCCAAUCUGACGACCGCUCCCACCCUCUCCGUCAUGGACAUCAGUCCACCCAGCCGCUCUCCACGUGCUCCAACCAACUGGAGGCUGGGAAAGCUUCUGGGACAGGGUGCCUUCGGACGGGUUUUCCUCUGUUAUGAUGCGGAUACCGGACGGGAAUUGGCAGUCAAACAAGUCCAGUUUGACCCGGAGAGUCCGGAGACCAGCAAGGAGGUGAGCGCGCUGGAGUGUGAAAUCCAGCUUCUGAAGAACUUGUGCCAUGAGCGGAUUGUUCAGUACUACGGCUGCCUGCGAGACACGAUGGAGCGAACGCUCUCCAUUUUCAUGGAGUACAUGCCUGGCGGCUCCAUUAAGGACCAGUUGAAAUCGUACGGAGCACUGACGGAAAAUGUGACACGCCGCUACACCCGGCAGAUCCUGGAAGGCGUUUCCUACCUGCACAGCAACAUGAUCGUCCACAGGGACAUCAAAGGAGCAAAUAUCCUUCGUGACUCUGUGGGUAACGUGAAGCUGGGAGACUUUGGGGCUAGCCGGCGGCUACAGACCAUCUGUCUGUCAGGGACAGGCAUCAAGUCAGUGACAGGCACCCCCUAUUGGAUGAGCCCGGAAGUGAUCAGUGGAGAGGGCUACGGCAGGAAGGCUGACAUCUGGAGUGUCGGCUGCACUGUCGUGGAGAUGCUGACCCAGCGACCCCCAUGGGCAGAGUUUGAGGCCAUGGCCGCCAUCUUUAAGAUUGCCACCCAGCCGACAAACCCGGUUCUCCCCGCCCACGUGUCGGACCACUGCCGGGAGUUUCUCAAACGGAUCUUUGUAGAGACCAAGCAGCGCCCGUCUGCUGAUGAGCUAUUGAGGCACAUCUUUGUACAUUAACCCAACCCCCUGAACCUUUAAUCCCCCGCCCACCUGCCGAACUGCCAGACACGGCCUUACCUGAUGGGGUGUCCCUACCUCUGACCCCAUUCCCUCCAUCUCCAAGCUGAAACCACAUUGGACCAGGAAGAACCGGCUGGAAGAAGGUGGGGUUGCGCAGGCGGAGGGUGGUACCUACCUUAUCCUCCUGUCUCUGUUUGUAUGAGACUGCCAUUGAGGACAUGAAUUUUUU